GUGACUUCACCGCUGGCUAAAACAAGCAGAGAGUCAUCGUCAAUCUCUUCGUCGUGUCAAGUUUGCACAACGUGUCAUCCCCCACCGCCACCUCCUUCUCCGUCGGCCACCGUUUCUAUAUCACGUCCGCCAAAUCCACCAAAACUCAAUCACGACCUACUAUCCACCACAAGAUGCAGGAAAAACGUAAUAUGAGUUCACCUACAGUGGAAACCGGAAAGGGAAGGAGCCGGAUAAACAAGAAGAUCCGCCAUGGAUAUCAUUCAGUUGAAGGAAAGAUGCCCCAUCCAAUGGAAGAUUAUGUUUUUGCACAAUUCAAGCAGGUGGAUGGCAAUGAGCUUGGAUUGUUUGCUGUAUUCGAUGGUCAUUUGAGCCAAGAAGUUCCCGAUUAUCUCCGAUCACAUUUAUUCGACAACAUCAUAAAUGAGCCGGACUUUUGGACGGAGCCGGAGAAAGCUAUUAGGAGAGCAUAUGAAUUCACCGACUGUAACAUCAUAAACAAAGAAAUCAAAAAGCGAAAAGGGGGUUCAACAGCCGUUACAGCAAUCUUGAUAAACUGCGAAACUUUGGUGGUAGCCAACGUUGGCGAUUCACGGGCGGUUUUAUGCCAAGAUGGUGUGGCCAAACAGUUAUCCGUCGACCACGAGCCGAACAAGGAGCGCAAGAUCAUCGAAGAGAAAGGGGGUUUUGUAACAGAAUUUCCAGGGGAUUGUGCUCGUGUCGAUGCAAGUUUGUCAAUGUCGAGAUCGUUUGGCGACAAAAGAUUGAAGGAACACAUAAGUUCGGAACCAGAUGUGGUUGUGGAGGUGGUGGAUGAUGAUACCGAGUUUCUGAUCUUGGCCAGUGAUGGUGUAUGGAAGGUAAUGUCGAAUGAAGAGGCAGUAGAGAGCAUAAAGGAUGUGGAGGAUCCACGAUUAGCUGCAAAACGAGUGAUUAAAGAAGCAGUUGGGAGGAAGAGUAGGGAUGACAUUUCCUGCAUUGUUGUUAGGUUCCAGUAGUAAUGUUCGUGUGCUAUUUCUAUAUUUUGUUUAAACCAAAUGUAACUUUGAAUCUGUUUUUGAUGACGAAAGUAUUAGGCUAGUGGUUUCGUAUUUAAUUGAUUUAUCAGUUUUAUGAAAU
Cynara cardunculus var. scolymus (artichoke) is the source of this 1119-nucleotide messenger RNA. RefSeq names its product probable protein phosphatase 2C 39. Gene Ontology annotation, molecular function: protein serine/threonine phosphatase activity. Gene Ontology annotation, cellular component: cytosol; nucleus. The coding region runs from base 174 to 998 and encodes 274 amino acids. NCBI's taxonomy places the organism in Eukaryota, Viridiplantae, Streptophyta, Magnoliopsida, Asterales, Asteraceae. Gene Ontology annotation, biological process: protein dephosphorylation. The transcript is spliced from 5 exons. The record is from RefSeq and is a predicted model, not a curated record.